AUGGAGGACGUAGAUGUACUUGAACAGGUCAUUCAGCAGCGUAAAUCUACUGUAACUGAUAACUCAAAAGUCAUUGUUGUCUUCAAGAGUAUCGGCAAUGCACCGAUCUUAAAGAAUAAUAUUUUUAAAAUCUCGGCUUCUUACAAAUUCGAGUUCAUCAUUCAGUUCCUUCGUAAACAGCUCAAAUAUCAAGGCUCAGAUCCACUGUUCCUUUAUAUUAACAGUGCCUUUUCGCCUUCACCAGAUGAAACAAUAGCUAAUAUACACAAGUGUUUCAACACGAACGGACAUUUGAUAAUAAACUAUUGUACAACUGCUGCUUGGGGUUAA
Mycotypha africana is the source of this 330-nucleotide messenger RNA. Its product is annotated as ubiquitin-like autophagy protein Apg12-domain-containing protein. Gene Ontology annotation, biological process: autophagy of mitochondrion; nucleophagy; autophagosome assembly. Lineage: Eukaryota; Fungi; Mucoromycota; Mucoromycetes; Mucorales; Mycotyphaceae. The transcript has 4 exons. Gene Ontology annotation, cellular component: Atg12-Atg5-Atg16 complex; cytoplasm; phagophore assembly site membrane. The record is from RefSeq and is a predicted model, not a curated record. The coding region runs from base 1 to 330 and encodes 109 amino acids.